AAUUCCUAUGGUAGUCAGUGUAAACUCAAGUUGAAGAGCAACACCUGCUACUGCUGUGACUUAUUCCACUGUGACAGGGUGGACUAUCAUGUGCAGUACUAUGAGUUUACGGGCGUGAGAAGCUGCUGGGAUGUGGUGAAUCUGUAUCGUCUGCUGUGGGCCUGUGUGGCGCUCAAUGUGCUCGGUGUGUUUCUUGGCAUCAUCACCGCUGCUAUACUGGGAGCCUUCAAAGACUUGGCUCCCACGGUUCACAGUCACAUGACACCCAGUCCGGCUCCACCCCCUCACAUCCUGUACAACCCCACCCAACACCUGAUCACCUACACUGGUUUCUGCCCCUCCGGACAAACUCUACCCGCCUACCCAAACUACCCGCAACCCACACAGCAUCUGAAUGGUUAUCCAGCUCCGGCCACAGGCCAGUCCAUUCUUGAGGUCUCGACCUCCACGCCUGACGAGACUCAAGCGGCUGCUCAGAGCGGGAUGAACUCAGCCGUUUCGACUCAAUCCAUGUCUCAGGACAGCAGCGGCUACAUGCUGACUCCAAACGCUCCCUCACUCUAUGCUCACUCAUUAGGGCCCUUCGAGAAGCCUCCACCCUACGCCUGCUGAAAACAUUUGAAUCAAGAACACUGACCUCUGAUGGGCCCCUGACCCUCUGACCUCUGCUGCUGGCGCUGCUAAUGACCCCAGAUAGAGUCUCUGUAAUUGUGAAUUAUUCUCGUAGCAAAUGUGAUCAAUGUUGUUCUCUGGUAGUUUCCAAAACCUCUGAAUUUGAGCUUUUAACAUCCUCUUCCUUCAGUGGGAUCUUCAUAGUUUGAUUUAUUGAAUCAUAUCAGGCUGAAACACUCGAUUACAAAAACUCGAGCUCCAUUUCAUGCGCAUGGAUUACAUGCUUUAGUCUUUUGCUGUCAGAUCAGCUAUUGUCACGAUGAAGGAUCAAUCUGUGGAGAUUCUUGCUGAGAAAGUGUUGGCAUGUUUAUCCUGAAUAACACAUAUGUGACCCUGGACCACAAAACCAGUC
Molecule: messenger RNA, 1024 nt
Organism: Sinocyclocheilus grahami
Lineage: Eukaryota; Metazoa; Chordata; Actinopteri; Cypriniformes; Cyprinidae
Product: transmembrane protein 255B-like
Exons: 4
Coding region: 259-612 (117 amino acids)
Source: RefSeq, a predicted model, not a curated record